This is a messenger RNA of Oikopleura dioica, 1038 nucleotides long. The record is from the annotation of a GenBank genome assembly. NCBI's taxonomy places the organism in Eukaryota, Metazoa, Chordata, Appendicularia, Copelata, Oikopleuridae.
AUGCAAAAUUUGUCGCAGCUCUCCUUCGGGACAGACUGUUAUGGUACUGCUGUUGUGAUCUCCAAAUUGCUGCAGAGAAUGACCACAGACGUCGGCAGUAAAGAGCGAUUUAAAGCAAUUUUAUCGAAGAUGAAAAACGGAAGAGUCGCGCUCAAGGACGGCAUAGAAGAACUCAGAGAUGUUCUAUCUAAAAGGCGACUAAGAGAAGUAUCCAGGGCCAUCAAUGAAAUGGCCGGUGGAGGAACGUUGAGAGUAAUUCCUACAUCUACUGGCUUGAAUCAACUUUUGCGAUCAAAACCAGAUCUGAACAUAGUCAACGAAGUUAUUAAAAAGGCAAACCAAAAGAACGCACUACCAAGGUGGUUUCAUUUCCUGCUAAAAUAUGGCCUUGUGCAAGCGAAGAGCUCAUUCAACGUAGUUAUCUCGGAACUGGAAGUAUCUAUCACUGUCGAAAAAGAGUCGUUUAAAGAUGAAGAGUUCCUCGUAAAAUGUGUCCGCUGCGUAAAGAAUCCACAGCCUUCGUGUGAAUUCUGUGAACGUGGCAAAAUCGUAAAGAAUAAAACUAGAACGAGGCAAAAGCAAGAAACGCAAUCACGCAGACUGAAGAAGAUCCUUGGGAGUCCGACUGGCAUCGAUCAAAAGUUGCUAAAUGGAUUGACGCAAGCUGCAGGGUCUCAAGUCAAAUGUGAUACUCACAAGAAUGACACGAAAAUAUGCGAGUUUGAAAGCGAGGUGAAAGACAUUUUUUCCGAUGAGCUCGAAAAGCUAGGAAAAAAUUCGACCAAUGUUUCGCUCAAAUCGUCCGUCAUCGUCAUUCCAGUUUACGAACUAACAAUGUCGAAUACUGUCGACAGGGCGACGUUUCUCAUUUGCGGUUCAAAUUACAUGGUCCGAUUAAAGAACAGGAGAAAACUAAGCGCCACAAAUUCACGAAAGUCUUCCUUGAUUUCUGCUUUCCGCCCUUCACUGUCAUUUAAUUUAACUUUCCCUUUAAAAGCGAAAGAAAAGGAAAAGAAAGUAACCGAUAAACACCCUUAG